This is a messenger RNA of Olea europaea var. sylvestris, 3276 nucleotides long. RefSeq lists its product as uncharacterized. Lineage: Eukaryota; Viridiplantae; Streptophyta; Magnoliopsida; Lamiales; Oleaceae. The coding region runs from base 155 to 2899 and encodes 914 amino acids. Gene Ontology annotation, biological process: SCF-dependent proteasomal ubiquitin-dependent protein catabolic process. Gene Ontology annotation, cellular component: SCF ubiquitin ligase complex. The record is from RefSeq and is a predicted model, not a curated record. The transcript has 7 exons.
AGCCUUCUAUUCUUAACAAGCGUGUCCGGUAAGCUUCAACUCCAAUCAAACCACGGCGCUGCCGCACAACCAACAAAGCACAACGUACAACUCUACACUCUCUUCUGCUUCUCGCACUUUUGUUGAUCGCCUCUUUCCUAUUCUCUUCUGUGCUAUGACGGUGUUGAGGUCCCGAGAAAUAGCGUCAACAUUCAAUUCCGAAGGUUCGCUACCAAAAGCCUUCGAGAAUGCGGUAACUGAACCGGUGACUCCAGCGAAAACCCUUGAAUAUUCGAACUAUUCAGUGAUAAAUACGACCCCAAUUUCUAGUUCUUCGGCUCCAAAUCCAGGUGUAGAAUCGGGGUUGGUGGCUGGUUCCAUUAUGGGUUCCGAAGCUGUGACCGUGCGGAGAAGUGCACGCUUGGCAUCAAAGCUUGAUCACCAGGAAAAUAUUGAGAUUAUGAGUGAAGAAAGGAAGAAAGUAAAGACAAAAGUUGAGAAUAAUCCUAGUGAGGGUGUAUGUGAGAUAGGGAAUUUGGAGAAAGGGGUUUUGGAUUCAGAUUUGGAGGCUGAGAAGGAAGGUGAGUUUUCUGAACAGAAAAUGACAGGAACUCGGCUUGUCAGUGGAUCAGUUCCUGUUUUGGAGGAAAGAAAGUUUGCCAAAGGUGUCGGUGAAUCUGGAUUUGGUUGUGAUGGAGAAACUUUGGGGAUUAAGAUUGCCAAUAAUGGGAAAGGGAAGGGGACAUAUAGCAUGGAGAUGGAUUUAGCUGUUUUGAAGUCAGGUAACAAGGAUGUGAAAGAAAGAGGGUUCUUUAACUUAAGAUCAGGAAAGAAAGUAGUGAAGAGAACAAUUGAAGGUGAUUUUGGAGGUCCUAGUAUUGGGUUGGAAGAAUUUGAGAGUUGGAAUAAUGAUGCUAAGUCAGGUUAUGGUAAAGAAAGUGAGAUUUUGUUGAAUGGUGACCGUGAUAAGACUGACUCAGAGAGAAACAUGGAAGAGGAUGUAUGUAGUAGUUGGAAGAAGAGAAGACUUAGUAGAGGAGAGAAAGGUAAAGGGAAAGUGGUUGGUAAUACUUCGCCAACAAGUAGUGCUGUUUCGGUGAAAUUGGAAGUAGACAAAGAAGUAGGGAUACUAAUUGAUGAAUCAAGCUCCAGGUUAUCUCAAAAUGUAGAUGGUAAAGUAGAAGUCAUAGGCCAAAGUGUGAUUGGAAUUGAAACUGGUGUGAAGACUAGAGCAAGACUGCGAAAAGAAGAAAAAGGGAAAGGAAAAUUGGUAGAGAAAGAUUCUUCCUCUAAUGAUAUGGAUGCUUUGGAUAAGAGGUUUGAGCUUAUGGUAGAAAAUAAAAAGGAAAAUGUUCGCGCAGGUACCAUCCGCUUGCCAGAAAAUGCAGCAUUGCUAGACGUGAAUAUCGUCAGAGAAACAGAUGCAAGAAGUCAUAAGAAACGGUUCAGAGAUAUAGCCAGACAAAAUGCAUCUCGGUUUGCACAUUUUUCUGCCCAAGAGGAAGAGCUGGGCCAUGCUGCUGCUGGUAUUGCUGGAAGAGCAAUUCCAACCUCUGAAGCUGUCAGUGAAAUAGAAGACUGGCCUGGUCCCUUUUCAACUGCCAUGAAAAUCAUUAAGGAUCGUGAGAAGAAUAUGCCUGGGCUGCAUGGUUCCUCAGUGGGCAAAAGUAAAGCUGUGGACCUAACAUGGGUUCCCAGAAAAGAUGAGAAAUGUAACCGCCAAAAGCAGUUUCCUCCCUCAUUGCAACAACUAUGCUUGUCAAUUCUAGCAAAAAAUGCUGAUGCUAUUACUUCACUUGACUGCAUCCCUGAUGUGUUGAGGCACAAGCUCUGUCAGUUGCUUUGUGAUUCCAGGAAGAUGAAUAGUCAUUUUCUUCAAUUGCUUGUUAGUGGAUUUCCAACAGAGAUACGUCUGAAGGACUGCUCGUGGUUGUCUGAGGAGCUAUUCAUUAGGACAUUUGAAAGUAUCGAUACCAACAACUUAACUGUGCUGCAAUUGGAUCAAUGUGGAUGCUGUCUACCAGACUAUACUCUCUCUGCUACCUUGGCCCAUUCACUUAAUAGUCUUCCUGCUCUGACUACAGUAUCGUUGAAGGGUGCAUACCGUCUUUCAGAUGAUGGACUAAAAGCACUUGUUUCUUCUGCCCCAUCUAUCACAUCUAUUAAUCUCAGCCAGUGUUCCCUGCUUACCUCUGUUGGCAUUUGCAGUUUGGCAAACUCGCUGAAAUCAGUUCUAAGGGAAUUAUAUAUAGAUGAUUGUCUGGAAAUAGAUGCUAUGCUUAUUCUACCAGCAUUGUUAAAGCUAGAGCAUUUGGAAGUUCUAUCACUAGGUGGAAUCCAGACUGUUUGUGAUAAGUUUAUCAGUGAAAUUGUAUCUGUACAUGGUUGCAGCAUCAAACAACUUGGUUUAGCAGGCUGCAUGCAGCUGUCUGAUUUAUCUUUGAAAGUCAUUGCAGCGACUUGUUCUGAAUUAAAAGUGAUAGACCUCACGACCUUGUGCACAUUGACAGAUACUGCAAUGGCACACCUUGCGAAUGGUUGUCGAGCAAUUCAUACGCUGAAAUUAUGUCGCAAUGCAUUCAGUGAUGAAGCUAUUGCUGCAUAUCUUGAGAUGUCUGGAGCAUCUCUAAUAGAACUGUCACUCAACGACAUUAACGAGGUUUCAAAUAACACUGCUCUAUCGCUUGCUGAACAUUCCAGAAAUCUAGUUACUCUUGAUUUGUCUUGGUGCCGUAAUUUGACCAAUGAAGCUCUUGGAUUAAUCGUGGAUAGUUGCUUAUCACUGGAAGUGCUCAAAUUGUUUGGAUGCACUCAGAUCACAAAUGCAUUUCUUGAUGGCCACUCGAACCCCCAAGUAAAAAUCAUUGGAUUGAAGAUGAGUCAAGUAUUCGAGCAUAUUAAGGAGCCAAAUUUACUUUAAAACUGCCAUGAUAGAGACCUCUGCUUUUGUGGGCAACUUUUCCACCUCUUGUCCGUUCGCAUCAAGGAAAAUGGCUUGAAGCUUUUGUCUGCAUAAUUUCAUGAUAUAGAUAUUUCUAGAUGUUUUCACUGGAAAUGACUCACAAUUCAUGAGUAGUUUCUUGAUGUAUGAGAAUUCAUAGCAUGAUAUCCAUCCAUUUUUGUGUAGCUUCUCUACAGUUUAUGCACUGAAGUCAAGACAGUAUACAUUAUGUAAAUGCUGUCGUGGCUCUUAUUUUGCUGCGAGCUUAUGAUGUUUGCUAAAUAUGUUAGUUAUAUUAUGGGUUGACCCUUACAUUGGGAAUUUUGUUGUAGUAGAAUUUGUUGACAGUGUGUUAA